GCUGCUCAGGCUACUCCUCAACUGAGUGUCUAUUCAUCCCCUUUUAAUCUUAGUUGAUGGGGUCGGUUGUAUCACAAAACACUGUGUAGAGAAAAGAAAGAGGGUGCAGCAAACAAAGAACAGAAGAGAAAAAGAAGAAACCAUCCCCUUAAUAUCAGAUUUGCAGAGGGACACUAAAGGCGACGGCAACUGAGAGAAAUUGAAUGAGGCAAGUGUACAUUAACGAUUGAGAGAGUGCUGUGCUGCAGUCGCAUCCCACAGCAGACGGCAGAGGACUGCCGCUGUGUGUGUGUGACUGCACUGCUGAAGAGGAGGAGUAAGAGGCAGAGAGUGAGCACGCUCAGACUCUGCAGGACCAUAGAGGAACGCAGCAGUAGCGGCAGCAGCACCAGUGUUGGUACUCAUCAGGUAAAGGUCCCAGCACCGUAAGAUCUGGACAGGCUGACACCACCCAGACUCCCUCCAACACCAUGGCUCAAGCAGCCAAACACCUCCGCAAGAACAAGGAUUUAGAAGCCCAGGCUGAACAGGAGCGCAAAGAGAAAGAAGAAGAAAAGGUCAAGAAGAGGAGCCGCUCACGGGAUAAAAAGCGCAAGGCCCACGCCGUGCAUCGCUGGCUAAUCGAUCAGGACAGUAGUGUGAGCUCUGAGAUGCCGGAUGGCCAAGGAGUAUGGCUCUAUGAUGAUGAAGCAGAUGCUGGCAACAGUUUUCUCCGAGCGGCCCGUUCUGGCAACCUGGACAAGGCUCUCGAACACAUUAAGAACGGCAUUGAUAUAAAUACAGCCAAUCAGAAUGGGCUCAAUGGGCUGCAUCUGGCCUCAAAAGAAGGUCAUGUCAAAAUGGUGCUGGAGUUACUUCACAACGGAAUUGUACUGGAGACCACUACAAAGAAAGGAAACACGGCCCUGCACAUUGCGGCCUUGGCAGGACAGGAGCAAGUGGUCACAGAGCUGGUUAACUAUGGGGCCAACGUCAACGCUCAGUCCCAGAAGGGUUUCACUCCACUCUACAUGGCUGCACAAGAAAACCAUCUAGAGGUUGUGAAGUUUCUUCUGGAGAACGGGGCUAAUCAGAGCAUUCCAACUGAGGAUGGAUUCACUCCUCUGGCUGUGGCUCUGCAGCAAGGCCAUGAAAAUAUUGUCGCCCUGCUCAUCAACUAUGGCACCAAGGGAAAGGUUCGACUCCCUGCGUUGCACAUUGCAGCGCGUAAUGAUGAUACACGCACAGCUGCAGUACUUUUGCAGAACGACCCAAACCCUGAUGUGCUCAGCAAGACUGGAUUCACACCUCUCCACAUUGCUGCACACUAUGAAAACUUGAACGUGGCUCAACUUCUUCUCAACAGAGGCGCUAAUGUCAAUUUUACCCCAAAGAAUGGCAUCACACCCCUUCACAUUGCAUCCAGGCGAGGCAAUGUGAUCAUGGUCCGACUCCUCCUGGAUAGAGGAGCACAAAUAGAUGCCAAGACCAAGGAUGAGCUCACUCCUCUGCACUGUGCAGCCAGAAAUGGUCAUGUCAGGAUCAUAGAGAUUCUUCUUGACAAUGGAGCCCCCAUUCAGGCAAAGACCAAGAAUGGCCUGUCUCCAAUCCAUAUGGCAGCACAGGGGGACCAUUUGGACUGUGUCAAGCAGCUACUGCAAUACAAUGCAGACAUUGAUGACAUCACACUGGAUCACCUGACACCUCUGCAUGUGGCUGCACACUGUGGACACCACAGAAUGGCUAAAGUUCUGCUGGAUAAGGGGGCCAAACCCAACUCUCGGGCACUGAAUGGCUUUACUCCUUUGCAUAUUGCUUGUAAAAAGAACCACAUGCGCGUGAUGGAUCUUCUGCUCAAACAUGCUGCAUCAUUAGAGGCGGUGACUGAGUCUGGCUUAACACCCUUACAUGUGGCAUCUUUCAUGGGUCACCUCAACAUUGUGAAGAUACUGCUGCAAAAAGGAGCUUCACCUAGUGCUUCCAAUGUGAAAGUGGAAACCCCUCUCCAUAUGGCAUCUCGAGCAGGGCACUUUGAAGUGGCAGAGUUUUUAUUACAGAACGCUGCACCGGUAGAUGCCAAGGCCAAGGAUGACCAAACACCAUUGCAUUGUGCUGCAAGAAUGGGCCACAAAGAGCUUGUAAAGCUGCUCUUGGAACACAAAGCCAAACCCAACUCCACAACGACAGCAGGACACACACCUCUUCAUAUUGCUGCCCGUGAGGGUCAUGUGCAAACCGUACGCAUCCUGCUGGAUAUGGAAGCACAGCAAACUAAGAUGACUAAGAAAGGCUUCACUCCCCUUCAUGUGGCUUCCAAGUACGGCAAGGUAGAUGUUGCUGAGCUGCUGUUGGAGAGAGGAGCUAACCCAAAUGCUGCUGGAAAGAACGGUCUGACUCCACUGCAUGUUGCAGUGCAUCACAACAACCUAGAUGUUGUCAACCUGCUUGUCAGCAAAGGAGGGUCACCACACAGUGCAGCCAGGAACGGCUACACCGCCCUCCAUAUUGCAUCCAAGCAGAAUCAGAUGGAGGUGGCUAACAGCCUGUUGCAAUAUGGAGCUUCAGCCAAUGCUGAAUCUCUACAGGGAGUCACACCUCUCCACCUGGCCUCGCAGGAAGGAAGGCCCGAUAUGGUCUCGCUGCUUAUUUCUAAACAGGCGAAUGUCAACCUUGGCAAUAAGAGUGGACUUACUCCUCUCCACCUUGUGGCGCAAGAAGGACAUGUUGGCAUUGCAGACAUCUUGGUCAAGCAAGGAGCUUCAGUCUAUGCUGCCACACGGAUGGGCUACACGCCUCUUCAUGUAGCAUGUCACUAUGGCAACAUCAAAAUGGUGAAGUUCCUGCUGCAGCAGCAAGCCAAUGUCAACAGUAAAACACGGCUUGGUUACACUCCAUUGCAUCAGGCCGCCCAGCAGGGUCACACAGACAUUGUAACACUGCUGCUGAAGCAUGGCGCUCAGCCUAACGAGACCACCACGAACGGUACAUCAGCGCUUGCCAUUGCCAAGAGGCUCGGGUACAUCUCUGUGAUUGAUGUUCUGAAGCUUGUGACAGAAGAGACUGUUUCCAUGACCACUACAGAGAAACACCGGAUGAGUUUCCCAGAAACAGUGGAUGAGAUACUGGAUGUGUCUGAGGAUGAAGGACUUGCACAGCUAACAUUAGGAGAGGAGCUCCUGGGGACAGAAGGGGCCAGGUACAUGAAGAUGGAUGACAUGAAAGACCAUGAUGACGAUUUCCUCUCCCCCAAGAAAUCACUGGAGUACGAGAGAGGGCUGGGCACAGCAAAUUACUCACCAGCCAUUCCCAGGAUUCCACGUGUUUCUCCUGAGACUGUGAACCUGAAAGAGCGUGAGAUAGAUCAGCAAUACACUCCACUUCCACUGCCAAAAGAGUAUGAUGAAGACUCGCUCAUUCCCAGCAGCCCGGCGACUGAGACGUCAGACAACGUCAGCCCAGUUGCCAGUCCCAUACAUACAGGGUUUCUGGUCAGCUUUAUGGUGGAUGCUCGUGGUGGCUCAAUGCGUGGCAGCAGACAUAAUGGCCUGCGUGUCAUAAUACCGCCAAGGACCUGUGCGGCCCCCACGCGCAUCACCUGCCGCCUGGUGAAGCCACAGAAGCUUACCAACCCUCCUCCACUGGUAGAAGGAGAGGGCCUGGCCAGCAGAAUAAUCUCCCUUGGGCCAGCUGGCAUGCAGUUUCUAGGCCCAGUGAUUGUGGAGAUCCCUCACUUUGCUGCGCUGGGUCGUGGUGACCGUGAGCUUGUGGUGCUGAGGAGUGAGAAUGGAUCUGUGUGGAAAGAACACCGUAAUCGCUAUGGCGAUGAGGUUCUCGAGACCAUCCUGAAUGGGAUGGAUGAGGACUUGGAAAGUCAGGAGGAACUCGGGAAGAAGCGAAUCCGCCGCAUCAUAUCAACUGAUUUCCCGCUUUAUUUUGCCGUCGUAUCAAGAGUCCAGCAAGAGAGCGACCUGAUUGGCCCCGAGGGGGGCUCAUUGACGAGCAAGCUGGUGCCGAUGGUUCAGGCUACGUUUCCAGAGACGGCAGUCACCAAGCGAGUCCGUCUGGGGCUGCAGGCUCAGCCCGUUCCUGAUGAGCUGGUGGCCAAGCUGCUCGGUAACCAGGCCAACUUUAGUCCUGUGGUCACGGUGGAGCCUCGGCGGCGCAAGUUCCACCGACCUAUUGGCUUACGCAUCCCCUUGCCGCCAUCCUGGAGGGACAGCCCUCGAGACUCUGGGGAGGGCGACACCACCAGUCUGCGUCUUCUCUGCUCUGUCAUAGGUGGAACAGCUGCAGCCCAGUGGGAAGACAUCACUGGUACCACAAAGCUUAUCUAUGCUAACGACUGUGCCAGUUUUACAACCAAUGUCUCUGCAAGGUUCUGGCUGGCAGACUGCCCCCGUACAGCAGAGUCGGUGUCCUUUGCCAACCUUCUCUACAAAGAGCUGUCUGCUGUACCCUACAUGGCGAAGUUUGUUGUGUUCGCAAAGAUGAAUGAGUUACGGGAAGGCCGACUGCGCUGCUACUGCAUGACAGACGACAAGAUGGAUAAAACACUGGAACAGCAUGAAAACUUCACAGAGGUGGCCCGGAGCAGAGACAUUGAGGUACUGGAGGGAAUGCCGCUUCACCUGGAAUGUUCAGGGAAUCUGGUGCCAGUGCGCAAGGCAGCCCAGCAACCUCGCUGCUUCAGCUUCCAGGCUUUCAGAGACAACAGACUUCCUGUCUCAGUUAAGGUGAGAGACAGCAGCAGAGAGCCGACUGGCUUCCUGUCUUUCCUGCGUAAAACAACUAAGUAUGAAGACAGUCAACAUGUGUUGUGUAACCUCAACAUCACCAUGCCUCCUUGUAUCAAGAUUCUUGGAAGUGAAGACCGCAGACGAACUUUGACCCCGCUGGCACUGAGAGAAAGAUACAGCGCCCUGAAUGAACCUGCUAUGGCUUCAAUGAGUGCAAUGGAGCGCACUGAACUCAAGAUGGCUGUGAUAGCAGAGCAGUUGGGACUGAGCUGGGCCGAGUUGGCACGUGAGCUUCAGCUCAGCGUGGAUGACAUCAACAAGAUUCGGGUGGAGAAUCCAAACUCUCUGCUGGAGCAGAGCUCUGCAUUGCUCAACCUGUGGGCGACACGCGAGGGCAAAAGAGCCAAAAUGGAGAGCUUGUAUACAGCCCUGAAGAGCAUUGACCGCAUGGACAUCAUCACAAUGUUGGAGGGCCAACCAGCACAGCCCACCAGACAAAGCUCCCGUGAUCUCAGCAGACGACGACACGACGACAGAGACCACCUCUCUCCUGCUAUGACUAAUGGUAAUAACAGCAACAUGCUCAUGGACUCAGGACACUCCUACUGCAGUUAUGGGCUGGCGCAGGAUGAGCUUCUGUCCCCUGCCUCAAUGCAGUACAGCCUACCCUCACCGCUGGGCGCUGAGGCCUACUGGCAGGAAGUCUCCAGCCUGGAUUGUGCACCCAUUGCCACCACAGAGGAGGACACCCUCAUGGAGAUGUCUGACGUGCAGGUGUGGCCCUCAGGUAACUCCCCCUCCCUGGUGCCUGUUGAGGACUCCUCGCUGGAGUGCAGUAAUGCUGACGACUCUGAGGGUCUGCUCGGGCUGCCCUAUGGAAGUCUGGGUAGACCGGCCAGUCAGGCCAGCGCCACCAGCGGAGGGGGUGGUGUGCUCAGCUCCAUCGAACUCCCCGAAGAUGAUUCCGAAAUGGGCGUUGACUCUCUCAGCACCGCCACUCCGGCCUCUCUCGGCAGUACCAUCGCUGGUAUCAAUCUUAACGGACUGAACAAUGGUCAGGGGUCAGAGGCAAGUUCGGAGAUAUCGGCCAUCACUAGUACGACUGGUGGCAAUGGAGGAGGAGGAGAAGGAGGGACAGGCUCAGAGGAAGGGCUUUCUCUUGUUUCAGGACAACAAAGGCUGUAUGCCCGACUUAGUGAGUCAGCCGGUCACGCCUGUGUUGCAGAUCGGAAUGGAGACAGGUCUGCUAAUGGUGGAAGUGGAAAUGGAAGUGGCUCUUUCAUCUCCUACCUGCAGGAACAGACAGGCCCAGGAUGGAUCCCUGGUACUGACCCACAGGCCUGGGUGGGCAACCCACCAAAGGCCAGGCAGGUCAUUGACACCAUGAUAUCCUCAUGCUGCAAUUCCGUGGACGGAGACCAGUCCCAUGUAUCCCAGGAGGCAUUGCUGCAGCCUGUGAGGGACAUGGGGCAUUCUGAGAUUUUACGGGGCCACUUCCGGGGUACCCAGCCAUUUGAGAGGGGUUUGGGCUUCCCGCACAGGACCCCAGAGAUGAGGGCCUGGGAUGAUAUGCGCUUCAAAGGACAGGGUGAUGAAGCUGAAGAUCUUCCUGGGGAGCAGGUCAGCGAGGAGCAGUUUACAGAUGAACAUGGAAACAUUGUGACUAAAAAGAUUGUGCGAAAGGUUGUGCGCAGAGGCAAGGGUGAAGAGGCUGUUCAAGACGUGAGCAUGGAGGGUUCUCUGCAGGACGCCAACGAUCUGGAAGUAGACGCCGAGCAGUUCAUGAGCUACGCCAUCCUGGGCCGGGAAAGCAGCAAGCCCGAUACUGUGGAUACUGUGAAGAAAGGUGCUCAGAUAGUGAAAUGUGCCAGUCUGCGGAGAGUUAAGCAGUGAGGCAGGCUGAGUGCUGCUUUGCCGCAGAGUUCUCUGCAGGACUCCACCCCCUCACCAAAAACCUCCUACAUGGACACAUGACCAGCAACAGCUGACACAAACUGAAGAACACUCACAAAAAAAUGGCAGAAAGAAAGAAAUGAAUGGCACCAACUCAUUGCUGCUGCACAUACAAGAAAGAUAAUUGUAGUUUUUAUGACCUUUUUAUUUGAAUUUAAGAAACCACGAGGACAAACGACCUCCUACUAAACUAGAAGCAUGAUUUCUUAUAAAACAAAACAGACAAAAAAACAUAGCAACCAAAAACAUGCUUCCUAUUGUCUGUGUCAGCAUGAGCGACUGCCGCCGCAUGGCCUGUCUUUAACUACAAAUACCGGGGAGGGAGUG
Doryrhamphus excisus (bluestripe pipefish) is the source of this 6995-nucleotide messenger RNA. RefSeq names its product ankyrin 1, erythrocytic a (gene ank1a). Gene Ontology annotation, biological process: signal transduction. Lineage: Eukaryota; Metazoa; Chordata; Actinopteri; Syngnathiformes; Syngnathidae. The record is from RefSeq and is a predicted model, not a curated record. Gene Ontology annotation, molecular function: protein binding.